AUGGAGAACCACAAGCCAUUCCUGGUGUUGCUGUCCUUCGCCUUUGCAGUCGGUUUUAUCUCGGUUGUGUUCGUACUGAGAUGGGUUUUACAUUUCAGAGAGGGUUUAGCCUGGGAUGGAGGAGCCAAAGAAUUCAACUGGCAUCCUCUUUUGGCUGUGACUGGGUUUAUUUUCCUUCAAGGAAUCGCAAUUGUUGUGUACAGACUUCCAUGGACUUGGAAAUGCAGUAAGCUGAUGAUGAAGCUCAUUCAUGCUGGCCUCAAUGUACUGGCCUUUAUCCUGGCUGUCAUUUCUCUGGUAGCUGUGUUUGAUUUCCACAAUGUGCAGAAUAUCCCAAAUAUGUACAGCUUGCACAGCUGGGUGGGAUUAAUUGCAGUCAUACUCUUCUCACUGCAGAUUGUGCUAGGACUUUGCAUCUUUCUUCUGCCUUUAAGCCCUGGAUACUUGCGAGCUGCAUUUCUGCCUAUACAUGUAUUUAGUGGUCUGUUUAUCUUUACCACUGUGAUUGCUACUGCACUCAUGGGCAUCACUGAAAAGCUCAUAUUUGGCCUGAAAGAUCCAAAAUAUAAAGAUUCUCCUCCAGAGGCCACAUUUGUUAAUGUGCUUGGAUUGCUGAUAGCCUUGUUUGGGGCACUCAUACUAUGGAUCGCUACUCGGCCCUCUUGGAAGAGACCGAGUGAGCAGCUCCUGCACACCCUGCACAACAACGAACCAUUGUCAGACGCCACCAAAACGGACACAGCCAUGUCUGAGAGACAGGAUCCUAACACUGAGGCCCGCAAAAGAAAUGGCAAAACGGAGGAGUAAGGAGAAAAAGGAGAGUAAUGAGAUAAAACUGUCUAUCUGCUGCACUUAUCAUUCCAGAGCAGGCAAACAUAUCUUCAGUGGAAGUUUUUUUUUUGUUUUUUGUACACUGUCACCUAUAUAAAGAAGUGUAUUUUUUAUAAGAGGUGUUACAUAUACAGUAGUGUGCAAAAGUCUUAGGCACAUGCAACAAAAAUGCUAUAAAGCCUUAAAAAUAAUGAAACAAAAUGCUAUAAAGAGCUGUAAACAGUAAUAAAUGAAACAAAGUCA
Molecule: messenger RNA, 1074 nt
Organism: Hemibagrus wyckioides
Lineage: Eukaryota; Metazoa; Chordata; Actinopteri; Siluriformes; Bagridae
Product: plasma membrane ascorbate-dependent reductase CYBRD1
Exons: 4
Coding region: 1-807 (268 amino acids)
Cellular component (GO): lysosomal membrane
Molecular function (GO): oxidoreductase activity
Source: RefSeq, a predicted model, not a curated record